This is a messenger RNA of Hyposmocoma kahamanoa, 1325 nucleotides long. Its product is annotated as plexin domain-containing protein 2. The record is from RefSeq and is a predicted model, not a curated record. NCBI's taxonomy places the organism in Eukaryota, Metazoa, Arthropoda, Insecta, Lepidoptera, Cosmopterigidae. The annotation marks the transcript as partial. The transcript is spliced from 9 exons.
GUUCGACGACGACACAAGUCGUCCAGGUCACGCAGAUCCCACUGUUGGGCCGCAACGGUACCGGCAUAAGGUUGAACGUCAACGAGCCCGUCUACCCUGACGACAAUAUCACUGACCUGAUUAAGCAAGAUCCAGGACUAGUAAAAGCGCAGGAUAACACUACGAACUUGCAGUAUGACAAGCACGACUUCUACAGCAGCUCAUUCAUCGGCAACGUGACAUACUUUAACGAGUAUUGGAAAAACAUCACUAAUAAGAAAGCCGACGCUCACGCCGUGCUCAGCAAUUCGCAUCGCAGAGCCACUACUUUAAAGCUGAAUUUCGAAUUUCCCUUCUACGGGCACAUGAUUCAGAAUAUCACGGUCGCGACCGGCGGUUUUAUCUACACAGGCGAGCACGUGCACAACUGGCUGGCGGCCACGCAGUUCAUCGCGCCACUGAUGGCCAACUUCGACACCACUAUGACUAACGACAGCGCCGUUAAAAUGGUCGACGAUGGCGAAAAGUUCACGGCAUUUUGGGAGAACGUGACCCUCCAAGAGAACAAGGACAAGAAAUUCACGUUUGCUGUGACGCUACACAAGAAUGGCGAUAUCGUGUUCGCGUAUCGCUCGGUGCCCAUCAGCGUGCAAGACAUAAACGACAGCGAACACCCCGUCAAGGUGGGCAUAAGCGAUGCUUAUCUGGCCGACAGGAUACAUUUCCUGAUACGCCGGAAGACGAUCUACGAAUAUCACCGCGUCUCGUUCAAGGACUACGAGAUCACGAACAACACGAUCCUGUGGCUUACGGCGCUGCCAACCUGCCUGCCAUACGACACGUGCGAGUCGUGUGUCAACCACAAUACCGGGUUCAAUUGCACUUGGUGCGAGGCGAUACGCAAGUGCUCAAGUGGCACCGACCGGAACAAACAGGACUGGACGCUAAGAAAUUGCGAGAAGUCAUCGAUCACCAACGAGACGGCAGCGCUGUGCCAAGCGCAUGCGCCGCCCAAGCCGGCCAAUACGGAUCCGACGAACACUGCCUACAUCACUGAGGGUGAACACAGUCCGCACGAGACCGUUGUUAAGAACAAGCAAGUGACAGUACCACAGACGCCACAGCUGCCUAAUGUGUCGAACGACAAGACGUCGAUGAAGGCGUCUGGGGAGGCGCCGGCGCAGAUGCCCGUGGUCUCCGCACACUCGCCGGUCGGCGGAGUGGUCGCGGCGUUCGUUGCCGUCGCACUCAUUUGCAGCGCAGGCGCUUGGGCUCUCUAUGCGUUCAAGAACCCGCACACUCGCUCCGGACAGCUACUCAUAAAGGUACCAAUUUUUGUUGAUUAA